Molecule: messenger RNA, 3101 nt
Organism: Hippopotamus amphibius kiboko
Lineage: Eukaryota; Metazoa; Chordata; Mammalia; Artiodactyla; Hippopotamidae
Gene: RHOF
Product: ras homolog family member F, filopodia associated
Exons: 5
Coding region: 834-1673 (279 amino acids)
Biological process (GO): cell migration; small GTPase-mediated signal transduction
Molecular function (GO): GTP binding; GTPase activity
Source: RefSeq, a predicted model, not a curated record
AGGAAACGCUCCGUAGAUAACAGUUUUGGUCAGGGGAGUGAGAGGGUUUGGGGGAGAAAGCUUGGGAUGAAGGAUACGAGUGGCUGCUGGGUGGAGAACAUAAAUUUCGUGGUAGGAGCGGGGUUAUCAGUCUCCAAAGUGAACGGAAGGGGGCCAGCUGAUCCCAACUAGAUCUACCCUGGCUUUCCCCGUCCCCUCGACGGUGUCUUGCUUGGUUCAUGCCUCUGGGCCUUGCUGGAAAGAGGCUCCCGCCCGCUUGAUUUGGGGCCAACCCUCAAAAGGGUUCUGGGGCAGCACACCUGUUCUCAAAGUCGCGGCGCGGAGGCCAUCGCCCGGCAGAGGGCGCCAGGCCCCCACCUUUGGGAGGUGGGGUGAUAGGUAAGCGCAACCGCUGUUCCCCAACCCGCACGCAAACAGGCUCACUCCCACAGGGCCAGACCACGUGGGCAGACACGACCCCCGUUGCCAGGACCUUCCCUGGCACCACCUACUCAGCCUUCAAGGGGAAAACUGAGGUCAGAGCGGACUUCCCCAAGGCCACAGAGUUGGGGCGGGGCGAAGCUGGGGGGCUUUUCUCAGAGCUUGAGACCAAGGCUCUAUGAACCCGCGUGCUGGGGGGAAAAUCCGCCAAUCAAAGACCCUGUCCGAUGGAGGAGGCCGAGCUGGCCAAUCGGACGGUCCCUGCCUGAAGACAGAGCCUGCCAAUCAAGGAUGCCAGGCGGGCAGGGGUGGAAACGAACGCAUCUUGCCUGUGGGGGGCGCGCCGGGAAGAAGAUGGGAGCUGCGCUUGCCGCCCAGCACUCCGUUUCUCAGUCGCCUCAGUUUCCCUGGGAAUGAGAGGUGAAGACUGGGCCGAGACCCUAGCAGGAGGGAAACAGGCUGAGAGGUCGGCCUGGUUGGCUGCCUGGCGGAGGCGGUGCCGGGUCCGAUGGGCGGGGCUCCUCCUGGCCCCGCCCCCCGGCAGCCCCUGCCCCGCCCCCGAUCGCUCCACCACUGCGCUCCGCCGGGCGCGCAGCCGCCAGUGCUGCCGGCUCCCGGCUAUGGACAACCCUCGGGUUCCCGCCCCGACUGCCGCCCCGGUUCCGGGCAAGAAGGAGCUGAAGAUCGUGAUCGUGGGCGACGGCGGCUGUGGCAAGACUUCGCUGCUCAUGGUGUACAGCCAGGGCUCCUUCCCCGAGCACUACGCCCCUUCCGUGUUCGAGAAGUACACUGCCAGCGUGACCGUGGGCAGCAAGGAGGUGAUCCUGAACCUCUACGACACCGCUGGGCAGGAAGAUUAUGACCGGCUGCGGCCCCUGUCCUACCAGAACACACACCUCGUGCUCAUCUGCUAUGACGUCAUGAACCCCACCAGCUAUGAGAACGUUCUCAUUAAGUGGUUCCCUGAGGUCACACAUUUCUGCCGUGGGAUCCCCAUGGUGCUCGUCGGCUGCAAGACAGACCUGAGGAAGGACAAGGAGCAGCUGCGCAAGCUCCGGGCAGCCCAGCUGGAGCCCAUCACCUACAUGCAGGGCCAGAGCACCUGCGAGCAGAUCCGAGCCGCCCUCUACCUGGAAUGUUCUGCCAAGUUUCGGGAGAACGUGGAGGACGUCUUCCGAGAGGCUGCCAAGGUUGCCCUCAGCGCCCUGAAGAAAGCACAGCGGCAGAAACACCGGCUGUGUCUGCUGCUCUGAUACCUCCCGGCGGGGCACAUGGCCCUCGUGACAGAACUGACAGGGCCCAGGUCCCCAGGCCCAGACUGCUCCCCGGAUCCUGCCCCCUCCCCGGCUCUCGAAGGGCACAUGGAGCUGGGCAUCUCCAGCGCCCAGUGGCUGGAGCCUGUGGCCAGGCUCUUGGAACAUUCUGGAACUCUCUCCUUUCCCAGCUGGGGCCCUGGCCACAGGAUCCCCCCCAGCCUGUGUCGUGGUGGUGCUGGUGGGUGAGGGUGCUGGACUCAGCUGCUCUGUACCUGGGAACUGGCAUUUGUCCCCAGGACUCAGGAGGGCCCUCGUCACAACCAACCCCCAGCCAUGUGCCCCCUCUGCACACUCAACAGGUCCUCAAAGCCUAUGCUUGAAACGAGAAACGACGUCUGGUAUGUGGAUAAAUGUGGAAUUGGCAGCGUUCCACACGGCCCCCAAGCCUGCCCUCCCAAGUCACCCGCCUCUCUGGGCUGCUGAGAUAGGCAUGGCUGCAUCCUCCAGCGUCUUGCUUCCUGCCCCCAGGAACUCGGGCACCACAGUGGGACUGAGGCCUAUCAGGAGAACACAGGGCCCAGCCCAGGAGGCUGGCCGCCUCCCUCCUCCCUCCUCCCCUCCACACAGAGGACUUCAGUCUCAGCCUUUGGCUUGGCCUGCAUCUUUGCAGAGCUGGACACACGAGUCGGAGAAGAACCUCUCUCAAAGAGCCACAAGUAUUCCCUGGACCGUCCAUCUGACCCCUGCUCAGCAUCUCCUCACCUGCAACCCCUCCCCUUGCCACUACUUGCCAGAAACCCAAGAUGAAAAGUGACAUUGGCUCCUUGUGACCUUGGGCAAGUCAGACCUCUCUACAGACUCUCUGCAGAAGGACGGCUCUGGCUCAUUUAAAUAGUCAUUGAGCUCCCCUCUGCCCCUCGCAGCCUCCACUUCUGCCAAGAUGUGGAGAUCUGGAACCAAGGCCAUCCUGGCCUCCUGCGAGAACAGACUUGAUUAACCCCCAGCACAGAUUCACUGAACCUCCUGGAAGGUCUAGGCUCGGGGCCCAGGAGUUUUUAAACAAGCGCCCCAGGUGAUUCUGAUGCCUCAGAGAUUGCGAGCUGGUGGCUCCUAAGCCCAGGAAUCAGCAUUACCUAGGGUGAGACAAUAACCUCAGGUGGCUCCUGUCCUCCCCAGUAUCUCCUGCCUCAGCCCCCUCCCUUGCCCAGUGCUUUGGCCCCCACCAGGCCUGAGAAAGAGACUUCUUUAGUCUACCCCACCCCACCUAGGUUCCCCAAGGCCCAUGCCAUGCCCUGGGGGGUCAACAGAGCAUUCGGUCCAAGGCCUCAUGGACAAAUGAUGGUCUAGGACAGAGGUCCACAAACUACAGUCUGGGCCAAAUCUGGCCGCUGCCUAUUUUUGUAAAUAAAGUUUUAUUGAAACAUA